Lasiosphaeria miniovina is the source of this 1263-nucleotide messenger RNA. RefSeq lists its product as uncharacterized. The record is from RefSeq and is a predicted model, not a curated record. NCBI's taxonomy places the organism in Eukaryota, Fungi, Ascomycota, Sordariomycetes, Sordariales, Lasiosphaeriaceae. Gene Ontology annotation, molecular function: structural constituent of ribosome. Gene Ontology annotation, cellular component: ribosome; mitochondrial large ribosomal subunit. The coding region runs from base 274 to 765 and encodes 163 amino acids. The transcript is spliced from 2 exons. Gene Ontology annotation, biological process: translation.
AGAACACCUAGUCUACUUGACCAAUUUGUAAAUAGACAUGUUUUCCGAGCAGUAUGCGGUCGAAUGCGUGAUUGCACGCGGGUUCUCAGCAAGGUGCAACAGCUGGCGGUCAGCUGUCAUUCUGGACCGAGAAGCUCAGGCGCAUCUGGCAGUCGGCCGAACCCUGAGAUCAAUCCAUAACAUUUUCUGCCGGCUCGCCGUCGACCCGCGCACCUCGACGUCUCCAGGCCGCCCCGCACACAAAAGACGGACAAGCCUGGAACUUGCGCGAGGAUGCCCCGACUCGCCAUAUCGUCGCCGCUGCUGCAGGCGGCGCUGCAGCCCGCGAGGGCGCAGCUCGUCGCCGUCCCUCGCGCGACACGCCCCAUUGCUGUUGCUGUUGCUGCUAGAGCCACACGGACCUUCUCCCACCUCCCGAGCCUGCGGCCCACCACCCUCCUCUCGUCGUCCUUUUCUUCUCCCGUCUUCCGAGUGACCCAGACACCGCUCGCGCGGCUCCCGCCAUGCUACUCCUCUCCUUCCAUACUACAGCAAACGGGCACAUCAGCAUCAGCGCUGGCAGACGUCGUGCCCAAGUCGUCCAUCUCGGCGCACCCGGCCCUCGCCGCCACGCAGAUCCGCUGCGGGCCGCGCGCCACCAUGUCGGGCCACAGCCGGCUGAUCCAGAAGCGCCGCCACGGGUUCCUCAGCCGCAUCCGCACCAAGAAGGGCCGCAAGCUGCUGGCCCGUCGCAGGGACAAGGGCCGGAAGCGCCUGUCGGCGUGAGAGGACCUUUGAGGUAGUUCUCGAAGUGGGGAGAGCGUUUUUUUUGCCAAAAAAAAUACAAGCAAAACUGAACCCCCCCCCCCCCCCGGGGGGAAAAGUUGAGAUGGAGCCCGGAGGCGUUCUCUUACGCUUUGAUUUGAUUCUCCUGUCACCAAAACAAACCUCCUCUGCAAAAAUCUGUCGACAGUGGGCCUCCGCACCGCAUGGAUGGGAAGAAAAAGAUAAGACGGACCGGGAAACGAUAAGAAGGGGGGGUGGGAAUCUCACAUCUGAAAGAAGCAGGAAAACAGGGAAAGGGGGUGUGUAACGAUAGUAGAAAGAGCAUGACAUCAACCAAACCUCACGCGCGCGUGUGGUAUCAUUACGGAGUGCGGCGGGCAGGAGGGACAAGAGGGUGUGUGUGUCUCCUCUCUCUAUGAGCCCAGCUGUGGUUCAUGUAUGCAUGUACAUAUAUCUAGUAUAUACUAUAUAGCCGCAAAUUCAAAACAUCAAAGAAGA